AAAGGCACUGUUCUCGAAGUGAAAAAAGAAAACUUGCUCCAAGCAUACUAUAGUUCUAAUCUUCAAAACCUCAAAUGCCAGAGAUGGACUCAUCCAAUUUGUCGAACACCGGUGGUAUUAACAUAGAACCAUUAAUCAACACGAGUCUGAAAGUUCCUCAGAAUGAAGGAAAUAUUGCAAGGGGAAAUGGAGAAGGACAAGGCUACUUAGAGAUAGCGAUGUUUGCUGCCUACGUCAUCAUAUUCCUGGCCUCGCUAUUAGGCAACUCCGUUAUCAUUCAUAUCAUUCGAGCAGAUAACUCCUUGAAGACCACAACAAAUCGUUUGAUAAUGACCCAAGCAUAUGCAGAUCUUUUAAUGACAUUCAUAGAGCUUCCGUUUUCUAUUUAUCACAGAAUAACGAAUAGUUUAUGGUUUGGAGGAGUUUUUGGUUUCAUUACUUGCAAGAUGACUCUGGCUGCUGUGUUUUCCGUACCACAAUUUUCAGUAUUGAUGCUUGUCAUGAUUGCAGUUGACCGUUUCUAUGCAGUACUUCUACCUUUGCGACAGUCACCUAUAUCAAAACAUUUGAAAAAAAUUAUUGCGAUUCUCUUGUUAUGGUCUUCUGCUUGGUCCCUUUCCUUUAUCAAUGCCAAGAACUUUAUAAAAGCCAAUAAAUCACAUUAUUGUGAUUUAUCACUUCUGUUUAAUAACUGGAAUGAAUUCAACAUUACUUCUCUUGUUUCAUGCAUUGUAGUACCUCUUUUGAUAAUAGUAAAUCUUUAUGCGGCUGUGUGCUGGAAACUGUGGUCUCGUAAAGUUCCAGGAGAAGGAGAACAUCAGAUCAAAGCUCAAAGAAUAGCAAAAAGAGUCACCCUAAUGAUGAUUGUGGUAGUAGUAUUAUACAUACUGUUCUGGUUUCCUUCGAAAGGAGAUGAACGAAUGUACGGAGGAUUCGUCAACAAGGAAUCUACGAAUGACCCAAUAAGGUGCCUGGAGAAAUAA
This is a messenger RNA of Pocillopora verrucosa, 983 nucleotides long. The record is from RefSeq and is a predicted model, not a curated record. Lineage: Eukaryota; Metazoa; Cnidaria; Anthozoa; Scleractinia; Pocilloporidae.